Molecule: messenger RNA, 3023 nt
Organism: Liolophura sinensis
Lineage: Eukaryota; Metazoa; Mollusca; Polyplacophora; Chitonida; Chitonidae
Product: E3 SUMO-protein ligase EGR2-like
Exons: 2
Coding region: 173-1846 (557 amino acids)
Biological process (GO): regulation of transcription by RNA polymerase II
Molecular function (GO): RNA polymerase II cis-regulatory region sequence-specific DNA binding; DNA-binding transcription factor activity, RNA polymerase II-specific
Source: RefSeq, a predicted model, not a curated record
GGUAUAUAAGGCAGAGGUUCAUUGAUAAAUCGAGAUCAGUCUGAGCGAAUGUUGGAGAGAACCUGUUGUAGUUUGUUUCUUGAUUUUAGUCUGGACUAGCUUGUGAGCUACCUCCAGCACGUGAUCUUGUCUUACUUGUCGUCUGAUCGGUGUGACUUGUCAAACUUCCGUUAUGAUUAUGGACGGAUUGGAUACUCUUUCACAGGUCGCCCUGGCCAGUGACCAAAUGAAUUUGAGCUUCGACACCUAUCACCCGCCUUCUCAGGCGCUCAGUACAACUGGAUCCAUGGGCCGACAACUGUUCGAGUCCGUAGAGGACACUUUAAACACACCAGUGACUACCAAUUCGGAGACAACUUUCUUCGGAGCGGAUACAUUCGGACCUCUACCUAUUACAGCCACUGCAAAUAUCGAGGCUUCUAUCACGAUCCCAGAAAAGUCCAGCUUCGAGGGUAUGCAACCCGUGAAAUCACAAUGCCAACAGCAACAAGGUUACAAGAUUUCCUACACGGGGACCCUGGUGACCACGGCCGCUACCCCCACCUCAUCGUCCGGCGAUGCCAGCCUCCCGCCCAUCAACCCAGCUCUGUUCACCCCUCUGUCCCCUCUUCUCAGCAUCAUCUCUCAAGCUGCCCAAGUCUCCGUUGUUAACCCUUCCAGCACACAGACCACCUUCAGUACCAUGUCACCAAUGCAGUGCCGGCAGCCAACCCCCACCUACAGCCCUGCCCCGUCUACACCGCAGUCACAGCAGUCCCCACCCCACCCGAGCCAACAACUCAGUUGUGGCCGGCAGGACUCGGACCAGUAUUCGGCGGCGGACUUCGGGUCCCCUUUGGCCGGUAGCUGCUCAUCUCACUCUACCCCGGAACCCCAGAUGACGAUCGCUGACAGCCCGAUGGAUGUUCCAGAGUCUAUGUCGUUUUCCUCACCACCACCGCCCUACACACGCUCCAUAUCCUUCGAAAACUCGAUGUCAAACUUUGCCAUGAAGCAACCCCCCACCUACAGUAGCUGUGCCCAACAGAGCACGAGUGUCAGCUUUCCAGGCUCCAGUUGUGUGACUGUCAGUCAGCCCUGUUCCGUGGCUCAGACUGUCAACACAGAUGAUUUGUACAGCAAGGCUUAUUGUUACAAAUGGGCCUCACAACAAUCCCCCCAGGGUCAGUUGCCGGACUUUGCCGCUUUACAAGUGAGCGCGGCCCAGGGCCAGUUUACGCCCUCUCAGACCAUUAAAACUGAGCCUAUCUCGGACCCACUCGCUGAGACACUGCUUCUUGCCACAUCAGACUUUGUCACAUCCUCAACCAGUGCGUCGAAGACUCUUGAUACUGUGUUAAAUCAGCCUUAUCAACAAGUGUCAGGUGCUAUGAAACUGUUGCCCCUUAAGCCCCGAAAGUACCCCAACAGGCCUAGUAAGACCCCACCUCACGAGAGGCCGUACCCAUGCCCAGUUGAGAACUGUGACAGGCGUUUUUCUCGCAGUGACGAACUUACGCGACACAUUCGUAUUCAUACAGGCCAGAAGCCAUUCCAGUGUCGGAUCUGUAUGAGGUCUUUCAGCAGGAGCGACCACCUCACCACACACAUUCGUACUCACACAGGCGAAAAGCCGUUCUCUUGUGACAUUUGUGGGCGUAAGUUUGCCCGAAGUGACGAAAAGAAGCGCCACAGUAAAGUACAUUUGAAGCAGAAGAUGAAAAAAGACGCCAAAAUGUUGGCGGCUAGUGCUCCCCUGCCUUCUUCGUCCAGCACCUCGGGAUCUGUGCCCGCUGACCUAUUGGAAUCAGUAUGUGCCAGUGCAGUCAGUUCUCUGCCACUGCCGGUCACGACAGCGUCAUUAUAAACUUACACAUCCAUCUAUUAUUAUUCAUUCUAUAUACUGACUUUCUGUCAAACAUUUCCUGUCUUACCGCUGUGCACUACAGCUGUAGUUGUGAUAAAAUCACCCAUUUACAAGAAACUUACCAGUGUACCUACGUGCUGAUUCGUUCAUUGAUCCGCAGUCAUUAAAAUUGGUGUCGCCGUGCGUGAAGUACUGCUGUAUAACUAAUCUGUCUCGAAGAGUCUGCAUGGUGUGAGGUGAAAGCGUUUAGCGAUGCGCUGUACAAACGUUCGCUUUUGUAUUAUUCAUGUAGUGUUUAUAUACUGCACAUUGUUACAGCCUAAAUUCGCUAUUAUCACAAAUGGCUUUAGAUAUCGUGCAUGGUUUCAUAAAAGAAAAGCAAAGAAAAUUUUAUAUAUCUCGGUGACGUACAUUUUUAAAAGAUGUCUUUUUAUUUUAUUUUAUUUAAUUCUACGUAUAUUUUUUUCAUAAGUCGAUUGAUUCGAUGGCCAUAACAAAGUGUUGUCAACCCCGCAGUUUUGAGUGUUUGAAGUACGAUGCAUAAUUGUUUUGUAUUAUGUAUAGAUGUGUACAUAAAUGUCCUGAGUUUUUUUUCUUGUGACUCCAUUGUAAAUGUGACAGUAUAUGUGACCGGUGCACAUUGGUUAUUGUCCUUUUGACGUAUUUUCACUCACUCAAGCUGCCUUAUCAGUUGUCAUACUUCAUAUUUCAUUGACAUAAAAUUGUCUCGUGCCAUGCACGUGUUUAUUAGUGUAUCCCAGAGCGCUCUGCAACUUGGGUUUACAGUUAGAAUUCGUCAUAUUGACGUCGUUCAAGUUCAUUUUGUUGUCCCGCCUGUGUUCGUGCUAGUAUCAGUCGCGUUACUUGUUACCUGGGCAGAAAAUAUCACCUUUUAUUUUUCUACACAGUACUUUAUGAAAUUUCUAUACGUUAAUGUUGACGCUGUUGUAUUGAAGGUAAACGAUAUACGCGAGUUCCUGUUAUUGUGUAUGUUAAGAGCAUAUAUAUUUGUGAAGCCCGUAGGCCUGGUUGUCUGUACUUUAUGGGCGAUUCUGUUGUUCAGUUUAUAUAUAAUAUCCAGCACAAAUUUUUGCCAUUAUUUUGUUUACAUGUGUACCAUGUUCAGAUGCUAUCCAGUUGUUCUCCCAUAGUACAAGCCCUAUCUAUCUAUCCAUCU